Carassius gibelio (silver crucian carp) is the source of this 1447-nucleotide messenger RNA. RefSeq names its product MRG/MORF4L-binding protein-like. NCBI's taxonomy places the organism in Eukaryota, Metazoa, Chordata, Actinopteri, Cypriniformes, Cyprinidae. Gene Ontology annotation, cellular component: nucleus; NuA4 histone acetyltransferase complex. Gene Ontology annotation, biological process: regulation of transcription by RNA polymerase II. The coding region runs from base 35 to 703 and encodes 222 amino acids. The record is from RefSeq and is a predicted model, not a curated record. The transcript is spliced from 6 exons.
UGUAUCUGUGAUCGUUGUGUCGAAGCGUGUGUAAAUGUGUCUCAGCAGCAGAAACAUGGGGGAAGCAGAGACUGUGCCAUCCGACGACAAACAAGCAGAAACCGGCAUCUGCACAGCCGAGGACUCGAUCGUAUGGAGUCAAGAAGUAGAAGUGUGUCUUUUUCACGCAAUGCUGGGUCAUAAACCCGUCGGAGUGAAUCGUCAUUUCCACAUGAUCUGUAUUCGUGAUAAGUUCAGUCAGAACAUCGGCAGGCAGGUGUCCUCUAAAGUCAUCUGGGAUCACCUGAGCACCAUGUACGACAUGCAGGCGCUGCACGAAUCAGAAAUACUCCCGUUUCCAAACUCGGAGAAGAGCUUUGUGCUGCCUGAAGAGAUCAUACAGGAAGUCAAGGAAGGUAAAGUAGGAUCUGAAGACGAAGUGAAGGAGGAGUUCAAAGAAGAGAGUGACCCACCUGCAACCCAUGAAGAAGGUCUGGGUCCCAGUAUGGCUGGCCAGGAUUUUGCGAGGUAUGGACAGAAGAAAACGUUUCGCUCUGUUCCAAAGCUCCAGCUUGAGCUCAGUACAGACCAGCUCAUUACCAGAGGCCUCUGUAGACAGCCUUCAGAGACCUCUGACCAUCAAUUCCUCGGUGAAGAUGUCGGAGAGGUCGGGCAACGGGCGCGAGAAAGAGAGAGAGCGGGCGGAGAGGGGGGGCUCAGGUGAGAUGGGCAGCGGGUCGAAAGAAUCAUCCGGGGAGAAGAGGAAGAGGAGUCGAGCCGUGGAGAAGGUGAUGAACUCCAGCAACCCCUCCAGCCCCGGAGGAGCCAAGCGCCGCAGGACGUAGCCACAGCUUGCAGCAGGAUGACUUGGGACAUCAGACAUUUGAAAAGAACUGAAAAGAAAGGUGUAGCUGUUAUUGGUCGUGCUAGAGCCAAUGUGCAAGUGAAAUGACAUGAUGUUCGUCUGCGUUAUCUGCAGUCCAGAGGUUCACUGCGAGAGGCGUUCUGAGCUCUUCACUGACAGAUGGAGCAAAUAUAGACAAAGCAAAGUCUUUGGUGGUUGUGUAGGAUAUGACUAGACUGAUGGGGAAAGUAUGAUAAACAAAUAAGCUUUCCUCUGCCGAGUUUGGACUCAAAACAGCAAGUUUUUAAAAAAGAUUUGUGGGAAUUUUAAGUGGUAGCUUUAUUUUAUUUUCGUCAGAGCAGACGUUCUUGAGACGGACCAGAGAAUCGACUAGUUUGUUGUGAUUUUAUUAGAACUUACACUGUAAAUAAGCGGAGCUAGAUGUGUUAUUAACUGUAUGAAAUAACUUGGUUCUAUUAGCCAAUUAGACGGUCAAUGAUCUGAUGCUUAGGAAAUAGUGAUUGACAUUUGCACUGUUUCUGAGUCAUGUUUGAUUGAAAUAUUUGACCGAAUGUGUGUUAAACACAUCAGGAGUAUGUCCCUGAUUAAAAAAAUAAUAGUGAA